GUUUGAUGGCAACACCUUGACAUCUUCAUCUGUGGUCUUCUUCCUCCGUGGCUAUCGUGCUAGGUUUCACAGAGUUGCAGUUUUCAUUCAUUUCUUCACCCUCACACCAACGUCGCGAAACUAUUUAACUCUCUGAGAAGACCGUAAAUCUCUGUGCAGAACAUCUAAUUAAUCACUUCAAAGAUGCAGAAAUUGGGAGAGUUCAAGCUACCACAUUUCUUCAAUUACCCACCUUACUUCACUUUGCAGCCAGUAAGAGAUACUAGAGAGAAGCAGAUACAGUUAUGGAAAGAGCUUAUUUUAGAUUAUUGUAGAUCACAGAAGAUAUUUGUAAUUGCACUUGAAGAAGAAUUUCCUCUAUUUACAAAUCCUGUAAUUGAAAGGUCUCUUACUCAUGAAGCUAGAGAAAUUUUCCUUUCAGCAUUAGUUUUUGAAGGACGUGCAGAAUGGAUGGAUAAAGGACAUAGGAAAUGUCUUCUCCUCUGGCAUCGGAUUCAAGAUUGGGCUGACAUUUUAGUACAGUUUGCAAAAGAUAAUGGGCUUGAAGAUGGUGUUGUGACGAUAGAAGAAAUACGUUCAGGGACUGAAUCUCAUGGAACAGAGCUUCAUGGAAUAGAUCGAACUAUUUUGAAUCGGGCAUUGAAACUAUUAGAACAGAAGGGAAAGCUUGUGGUCUUUAAAGGAACUUCAACUGAUGACGAAGGAGUUAAAUUUUCUUUAUAAACUGUUGUGUAUUAAUUUAUUGACUCUCGGGAGAUUUCAAAUAUGUAAUCAAUAGGGGGCAUCUUUUACUGUCUACUUGAUGAGUUUGUUGUUGUGCAAGCACAAGCUGUAUUGAAUUGCAAUCAAUUUUCAUUUCGG
Messenger RNA from Abrus precatorius (Indian licorice), 861 nucleotides. RefSeq names its product vacuolar protein sorting-associated protein 25. Gene Ontology annotation, cellular component: ESCRT II complex. The coding region runs from base 184 to 723 and encodes 179 amino acids. The transcript has 7 exons. The record is from RefSeq and is a predicted model, not a curated record. Gene Ontology annotation, molecular function: structural molecule activity; protein homodimerization activity. NCBI's taxonomy places the organism in Eukaryota, Viridiplantae, Streptophyta, Magnoliopsida, Fabales, Fabaceae. Gene Ontology annotation, biological process: protein transport to vacuole involved in ubiquitin-dependent protein catabolic process via the multivesicular body sorting pathway.